Cornus florida is the source of this 1476-nucleotide messenger RNA. Its product is annotated as loganic acid O-methyltransferase-like. Gene Ontology annotation, molecular function: S-adenosylmethionine-dependent methyltransferase activity. Gene Ontology annotation, biological process: methylation. Lineage: Eukaryota; Viridiplantae; Streptophyta; Magnoliopsida; Cornales; Cornaceae. The transcript is spliced from 4 exons. The record is from RefSeq and is a predicted model, not a curated record. Bases 192 to 1286 code for a protein of 364 amino acids.
UACAGCGUUCCGUGGACCCCAAGUUCAUACCUCCCAGUGGUAAGAGACUAUCAAAGCCAAAAGUGUCUUAACAUAUCCUUCUAUCUAUUUUGUGUGUGUACAUAUAAUAUAUAUAUGUAUAUAUAUAUAGAGAGAGAGAGAGAGCAAAGAGCUCUGAACUCUCACACAAUUAAUUUGGCCGAGAGAGAAAGAUGAGCAACAAGGAAGCAGUCGCAAUGACAGAGUCAAAUCCGAUGACUGGUGGAGAUGGCACUUACAGCUACACCAAGAACUCCACCUAUCAGAGAGAAUCUUCAAAUCAUGCUCAAAAAAUGAUCGAUGAAGCAAUUGCAAUGAAGCUUGACAUAAAAAGCCUCAUUUCUAAUUCAAACACAUUGCGCAUAGCAGAUUUGGGAUGUUCAGUUGGGCCAAAUACCUUCAUUGCCAUGCAAAAUGUACUUGAAGCGAUGGAGAAAAAGUGUCUUUCCCAAGGCAAUGCUUCUAAAGCGCCCGAAUUCCAAGUGUUCUUCAACGAUCAUGCAGCCAAUGAUUUCAAUACACUUUUCGCAUCCCUCCCUCAUGAUAGGCAAUACUUUGCUGCUGGAGUGCCAGGUUCGUUCUAUGGCCGCUUAUUCCCGGAGUCCUCUCUCCAUUUUGUGUAUUCCUCCACUGCACUCCACUGUCUCUCUAAGUUGCCUGAAGAGUUGCUCGACAAAAACUCACAAGCAUGGAACAAGGGAAGAAUUUACUACCCAAGUGCGUCGGAGGAAGUAGCAAAUGCUUAUGCUGCUCAAUUUACAGAAGACAUGAAGAACUUUCUGAAUGCUAGAGCUAAAGAGAUUGUGGCUGGAGGGAUGAUGGUAGUGCUCAUGGCUGGUCUUUCGGAUGAUAUCCAUUAUUCUCAGCUCUCGGCAGGUCGGCAGUUUGAUUUCAUUGGGUCUACACUCAUGGAUAUGGUGAAUGAGGGAUUAGUCAGUGAAGCUCAAGUGGAUUCAUUUAACAUUCCUGCGUAUUGUCCCUCCCCCAAGGAGAUUGCACGGCUUGUAGAAGAAAACGGAUGUUUCAGCAUUGAGAGAAUGCAGAUGAUGGAUUCGAGGUCAAAGAUGAAUGCCCCGCCACUUGAUGCGCACACAUUUAUAAUGCACCUAAGAGCUGGCAUGGAAGGAUUUUUCACCAAACAUUUUGGAAGUGAGAUUGUUGGCGAAAUGUUUGAAAGGAUUUCUAAAAAAAGUGCAGAGUUUUCCUGCCUGCUGGACAAAGGCUACAAUGAAAGAAAUGAAGUAUUUUUUGUUUUGAAGCAUAAAUGAUGUGAGUUGGGAUGGUAUUGGCCUCAUUAUAAGGGGAAGAAGAAGUGGUUUCGGGAUGUAUAAUAUCCCUAGGUUGUCUUGUUAAUUUGGAGUUCUUUUAAUGUAUUUUUGUUCACAUGCAAGUGUUAGCAUGUUUAAGUUUUAUUUAUAAAGUUGUAAUACUUAGCUAGGUUCAAUAUGCCGUUUAUGC